Molecule: messenger RNA, 1149 nt
Organism: Brugia malayi
Lineage: Eukaryota; Metazoa; Nematoda; Chromadorea; Rhabditida; Onchocercidae
Exons: 8
Coding region: 1-1149 (382 amino acids)
Biological process (GO): protein ubiquitination
Cellular component (GO): endoplasmic reticulum; membrane
Molecular function (GO): ubiquitin protein ligase activity
Source: RefSeq, a predicted model, not a curated record
AUGAUAUCGGAGUCACAGGAAUGGAUCCUGCACACUAUAUUGCAUUUGUUAUUUACAUUAUGCAUUGUGUAUCCACCAGUUGAGUUUCAACGUGCAGGCUUCACUAUCCAAACAUUAUUUUCUGGAAUAUUGGGUGUAGAACGAGAUGAUUUUGUUGGAUAUCAUUUGAGGAGGUCCUUAUUGACACGUUUCAUACAUUUCUGCCUACCCUUAUUUUACUUCGUCUAUUUAUCGAUGGUUUUACGAGAAACAAUAUUUACCCCUACACCACAAACUGUUUUGCAGUUUGGUGCAUACGUAUCUAUCGCAAUCGCUGGAGUCGCUGCCUUCAUAAUGUUGUAUCAUUGGUGGAAUGGAUUUGAUAAACACUCGACUGUGCACUGUUUGAAAAGCUAUCUUGGCAGUAAUGGAAGCAGUUGGCGUGUAGUAGCUGAAUCAAUCAAUGCAGAGUAUCGCAAUGUGUUGGAUACGUUAAGCAUAACUCUAUCAGGUAUAGAUCGUGUUGUGAUGACAUCUUCGUGGAUUUUGUAUAUUACUAAUUAUACAUUAAUUUGCGCUCAAGUGAGUGAUGUAUCACUGGAGGCUAUAAGAGCUGACGAACAUCCAAUUUCUCAUCAUACACAAAAUGGUGGUUCGGCGCAGUUCAUCAACAUAUGCGUAAGCAGUACAACACAACGUUUCGAACCAUUUAUCAUCAGAAUACGUGCAGAAUCAUUCCGUGAUUUGCGUAACAAGCUAGAUAAACCUAUUGCUGUAGCUCGAGAAGUAGUAUUGAAGCAAUCACUUAAUGAGCGUUUCGUUGAAGCAUUCACACAACAAAUUGCUUUGAAUCCUAAAUAUGAAUAUGACGAGCCGGAACGCCUUGAGCCAUGUUUGGGUUGCUCUACUGAGAUGUCGAACAUCAAAUUAUGGAAACAGUGUCUGAAUAAUAUUCAGGAUGAUAUGGGUGCAGAAGGACCUAAACUCCAUUGCACGCAGUGCUAUUGCAGACCUAUGUGGUGUGACACAUGUAUGGGACUUAUCUUUGCAUCUAAACAAGAUCCACAUCAUCCCGAACUGUGGAUGCCUGGCAAAGCUCAAUGUCCAACGUGUCGAGCGACAUUCUGCGUUCUUGAUGUUGCGUUUUUAAAUAUGACUAAGAAUUCAUAG